AUGUCAGUCACAACAGCUCAAGCAAGAUUAUCAAUGAUCCAAUCCCAUGUUAAACUCCGAACUCCGGAGGAAUUACAACCAGAGUUCCCACUCUUACCAAAGAGUGAACGAGCCAAGUAUAAUGGACAGUCAUACUAUAGAACUAGUCGAAGAAGGACGGAUGAAAUAGUUGAAACAUUGGUGAAGAUGUCGGAGCCGAGAAAGGUCGCAGCUGCUAGAAAUAAGUACAGAUAUAUACCUCGCGGCAUUUCCAAGCUGGUGCAUAAUACGCCGGUUGGCAAGAUGGUUGUCUUUUGCGGGUUUGAAGAAGUGAUCGAAGGACUCAUUGACGAGGAUGUGGGAAAUGGGACUAGGAUAUUAUGUCUAAAUGGCGAUUCAGAAGAUACAAAACUUGAGAGUCUAGAGAAGUAUGACGUGAUUUAUAGAAGGUUGACAGGGAUCGAUGAACAUGACUUCACUGACCUGACAUAUAAUAUCAUAGUUUUGAAUGAGUUGGGCACGAUGGAGGAGUUGCCCGAAGAAGAAUUGUGUAUAUUCUUGAAAGCCAUAAAUUCAAAUGUAAAGAUUAUACGACGUGCAAAGGCAGAGGAUAUUGUUGCCACUACAGUUAGUACUAUGGUAGAUAUCGUUGUCAUACUGGACAUGAAAGUUUGCAUAGUGCCUAAUAAUUUCGGUUCCGAAAAAUCGACUCAAAUCCCUUGA
Messenger RNA from Hemisphaericaspora subhashii, 702 nucleotides. RefSeq lists its product as uncharacterized. The coding region runs from base 1 to 702 and encodes 233 amino acids. The transcript has a single exon. NCBI's taxonomy places the organism in Eukaryota, Fungi, Ascomycota, Pichiomycetes, Serinales, Debaryomycetaceae. The record is from RefSeq and is a predicted model, not a curated record.